This is a messenger RNA of Lactuca virosa, 1321 nucleotides long. Lineage: Eukaryota; Viridiplantae; Streptophyta; Magnoliopsida; Asterales; Asteraceae. The record is from the annotation of a GenBank genome assembly.
UACUUCGAGUAGCACCAUUUAGACUUUAGAUUACAUAUUAGCUUUCUUUAGUUCAUCUAACUUAGCCUGUAAUUUGUUCAAAUAAAUGUCAUCAUCAACAGUAACUCAAAGUAUCUGCUGCCCUAAAUGUCAAGAAGCUGUUGCAGUUGAUGGAGACGUACAGAUACAAUCAAAACCAGAAAGUGGUAAGUUUGUCAGUGUUAACAAGGGACUGCAUGUUUGCAUCGGAAACAUGUUGCACAGACACACACACAGCAGCAGCAGCACGAUUCCUAAUUCUCUGAGUAGCCAUGAGACGUCAACUCUUGACACAAUAAGAAACUGGGAAACAAUAAAAGGGAAGCGUGCACUUCUUUGUGCAGUAACUUACGAUAAGCAGAAAUAUCAACUCAAAGGAACUAACUAUGAUGUGAUCAAAAUGCGUGAAUUCCUAAUGACACGGUUUAUGUUUCCAAGUACCUCUAUCCACAUUCUUGCAGAAAUGGACUCACACCCUCAUCCAACAAAAAGAAAUAUCCAAGAAGCUUUGAGGUGGCUCGUGAAGGACAACCAGCAUGGUGACUCAUUGGUGUUCUAUUUUUCGGGUCAUGGAUUAAGGCAGCCUGAUUUUUUUGAUGAUGAGGUUGAUGGGUUUGAUGAAACAAUAUGUCCUCUAGAUUUUAGAACUGAAGGAAUGAUUAUUGAUAAUGAAAUCAAUGAUACCAUCGUUAGACCUCUCAAGAAAGGCGUCAAACUUCAUGCCAUGAUAGAUGCUUGUCACAGUGGAACAAUACUUGACCUACCACAUGUCUAUAGCACAAAAGAGCAUUGUUGGUCAGUUAACAAACCCCCAUCUGGUGUAUAUAAAGGUACUAAUGGUGGGCUUGCCAUUUCUAUCAGUGCGUGUGAAGAUAAUCAACUUGCUGCAGAUACAUCUGCUUUCUCAGAGUCAGGAAAGCAAAUGGAAGGUGCUAUGACGCACACUUUUCGGAAAGCACUUUUGGAUAACUCCAAAGCUACUUAUGCUAGUGUCUUGAAUUCAAUGCAUGAUAAAAUAUUGGCAGCCAAGAAAAACAAUUUCAAUCUCAGUGGACUGUUUCACCGUGAAAGAGUACAGGAACCUUUGCUAUCAUCUUCCGAAGAAUUUGACUUAAAUGAGGCGUUUGUCCUAUAACUCCACCAUACAACUAGGAGCUCCUAAGGUUAACUUGCAAUAAAAACGAAUGACUAUCCAAGUCAUGAUUUCACUAUCCAAAGUAACACCAACCAUUUGGACAAUUUUAGCUUUUUGUUUGGUUUUGAUGUUUGUUUUGUGUUUAUGAUUUCUUUUGGUGCCACAGAC